UUUAUUAUUAUUUUUUAUUCAAGCACCUACACAUAAUGGAAAUACUGGCACUUUAUCUCAAUCAGUAAUAAAGAGGACAAGGACAAAGAUAGAAUCACAUCCAAGAAUAAAAUUAAAUAACUACCGACAAAAGUGUCCAAUGAUGAACUCCACAUGGGUCCUAAACACUUCAUCUCCACUCUCUCUAACUCAAUAUCUCUAUCCGUCAAACUCAGAAACCGCCCUCUUCUUCUUGCCUUCAUCUCUUUGUGUUUGAAACACAAAUUGAAGUUUUAAUUCAUACUGUACAUACCAUUUCUUUGCCAUCCAAAGAUAUGGGCAGAGAAAGCAUUGAAGAAGGAGAGCUAUCAACUCCUCUAGUUGCCAAAGAAGAACACCAUCAACUAUAUGGCAGUGAUGCUAGUAGUGGUGACCAUGCUUGUGCCAACACUACUGGUUGUGAUGAUGGUGGUGAGAGUCAGAGUGGAUCUUCCUCAGCCACAGCCACAGGUGUGGUUGUGCUUAGCACUUUGGUUGCUGUCUCUGGUUCCUAUGUUUUUGGCACAGCUGUGGGAUAUUCAUCACCUGCUCAGUCUGGAAUCGUGGAUGACCUGGGUCUUACUGUGGCAGAGUACUCACUUUUUGGUUCAAUAUUGACAAUUGGAGCAAUGAUAGGUGCAAUAGUGAGUGGCCAAAUAGCAGAUUACAUAGGUAGAAGAGGUACAAUGGGGUUUUCAGAGAUAUUCUGCCUGGCAGGGUGGCUGGCCAUAGCAUUCUCAAAGGGUGCUUGGUGGCUUGACCUUGGGAGACUGUUGGUUGGUUGUGGGAUGGGACUCCUUUCCUAUGUGGUACCUAUAUAUAUAGCAGAAAUAACACCUAAGAAUCUUCGGGGAGGGUUUACAACUGUUCAUCAGUUGAUGAUUUGUUGUGGGGUAUCGUUAACAUAUCUAAUUGGAGCUUUUGUGAAUUGGCGAACUUUGGCUCUGAUUGGAACUAUACCAUGUCUAGUACAACUUCUUGGUCUAUUCUUCAUUCCAGAAUCUCCAAGAUGGCUGGCAAAAAUUGGUCGAAAGAAAGAAAGUGAAGUUGCUCUACAGCACCUUAGGGGGCAGAAUGCGGAUAUCACUCAAGAAGCUACUGAGAUUAGAGAGUACACAGAAACCCUUCAACAGCUUUCUGAAGCUAGAAUUCUUGACUUAUUUCAAUGGAAAUAUGCUCAUUCACUUAUUGUUGGAGUUGGCCUGAUGGUACUACAACAAUUUGGAGGAGUCAAUGGAAUUGCAUUUUAUGCAAGUGCUAUAUUCAUAACAGCUGGGUUUUCGGGUAGUAUUGGGACCAUAGCAAUGGUCAUUGUUCAGAUUCCAAUGACAGCAUUAGGGGUAAUUUUUAUGGAUAAAUCUGGACAACAACUACUUCUAUUGGUUUCUGCAGCAGGAACAUGCUUAGGCUGCUUUCUUGUGGGAUUGUCAUUGUUCUUGCAGGAUCUUCAAACAUGGACCAAGAUCAUUCCAAUUUUAGCGCUUGUUGGUGUACUGGUAUUGCUAUCAUCCCAAGGACAGUUCUUUCUUCUUUAUACUAUAUACCAAAGGAAAAACAGAAAGUAGAAAAAAAGUUUCUUUUUGGGAUGUGUCCUCCUUUGAGUUUCCACAUGAUAUCAAGAUGAUGAUUCAAGCUAAUCCCAUUGCUAUGACAAGUAGAGGAAGUGACAAACUAGCUUGGGCUGGUUCUUCCCAGGGUAUCUUUGAUUUAAAAAGUGAAUACAAAAUGGCUUUGGACUCUGAGGACAGUCCUCCUUUCUUGGCAUCUUGGAUUUGGAAAGCUGACACUUUACCUAGAAUCAAAACAUUCUUGUAGAUGUGUGCUCAUAAUAGCAUAGGGGUUAAAUCUGGACUAUUGAAGAGGGGUGUUUUGGAAAAUGUGUCUUUGCCCCAUUUUCCAUGAGGAUUUGGAAUCGAUCUUGCAUGUGCUUCGGGAUUGCUGUCAGACAAGACCAAUAUGGUUGCAGCUGGGGGUUAAAGUGGCAGACCAGAUGUUCUGGGGAAGUAAUCUUCAGGAUUGGCUCAAUUGGAAUGGAAGACAAAGCUGCAGGUUCAUAUCGGUCAAUCCCCCGUGGAGAAUCCUUUUUCCUUUUGCUGUUUGGAACAUAUGGAAAAAAAGGAAUUCAGUUGUCUUUCACAAGAAGACACAUAAUCAAAACUUGGCUGUUGAGACAGUUAAUCAAGCAGUACACUCUGUGUAUCUUCUCCAAGAACACCGAGUCACAGGAUUGUUAAAAGAAUUUGAUGGGAAAAACCUCCUGAAGGGUGGAUGAAGUUGAACAUGGAUGGAUCUGCCAUUGGUAACCCGGGUCCAGCUGGGUGCGGAGGUGUAAUUAGAGAUAAUAAUGGUCAAUGGGUAGCAGGAUUUACCAGAAGAAUCGGGGUUACUACCAGUUUUGCAGCGGAGUUGUGGGGACUCAGAGAUGGGCUCAUGAUGUCCUGCAGCCUCAAUAUUUCCUCUCUUAUUGUUGAACUUGAUGCUAAAGGAAUUCUGAAUAUGUGAAUAAUGUUGUUUCUCCUAUAUUGGAUGACUGCAGGCUACUGGCUACCUGCAUUCCUCGGAUUUAGUUUAAGCACGGUUACCGCCAAGUGAACCAGUGUGCAGACAGCCUUGCAAGGAUGAGCAGCAGUCAGGAACUAGGUUUUAUUUCUUUUAAUAGUCCGCUUGUGGACAUUCUAAGUGUGUUUGAGGAUGACUGUAAUGGGGUCUUCUGUAA
Molecule: messenger RNA, 2734 nt
Organism: Quercus robur (English oak)
Lineage: Eukaryota; Viridiplantae; Streptophyta; Magnoliopsida; Fagales; Fagaceae
Product: sugar transporter ERD6-like 5
Exons: 16
Coding region: 315-1583 (422 amino acids)
Biological process (GO): carbohydrate transport; transmembrane transport
Cellular component (GO): membrane
Molecular function (GO): sugar transmembrane transporter activity
Source: RefSeq, a predicted model, not a curated record